AUGCUGUCAAGACAAGAUUAUGACCAUGAGUCUUUUAUAAUAGGACUAUGUCUUGCGAUAUCAUCAAGUGUUUUUAUUGGGUCAAGUUUUAUUAUAAAAAAAGUAGCCCUUAUAAAGAUUAAUGAAACAGGUAACAUAAGAGCUUCUGCAGGAGGAUAUGCAUAUCUAAAACAAUGGAUGUGGUGGUUAGGCCUAAUAACAAUGGGCAUAGGUGAAGCAGCAAAUCUUUUAGCUUAUGCAUUUGCUCCUGCAUCUUUAGUUACACCUUUGGGUGCUUUAAGUGUUCUCGUUGCUGCAAUUCUGUCUUCAAAGUUUCUUCAUGAAAAACUUAAUUUUAUUGGAAAGAUUGGAUGUUUUCUGUGUAUUGUAGGUUCAAUUAUUUUUGUAAUUCAUUCACCAAAAGCUGAAGAAAUAAAGAAAUUUUCAGAUUUGUGUGAUAAGUUAACAGAUUAUGUUUUCUUAACAUAUGUUGUAACAAUACUAGUUAUUACUUUAAUACUUAAGUUAUCAAACUUCGUGAAUGGAAUCACUCCACUACUCAAGUUACCGGCCCAAAAUAAUGUGAAAGAAACGGCGAAAAAGAAAGUGGACUCUUCAACAGACUUCUCUUCAGGAUCUGAUGACGGUUCAAAAACAUCUGGGGAUGACCACGAAACAUCGGACGAGGAUCGAGACCCUAAAAAACUCAAUGCAAUGCUCCCUCGUCGUCGAAUGGUUGGUGUGUCAGACAAGACACCUUUGCUAUCACCGGACGAGUUAAUUCCUUAUAAUAAAUUAAACAAAAACGGAUCUGUAUUCCAGCAGCCUAUAUCAUAUAACCCUGAAAGUACUUUUUACAAAGGAAUAGAAGAAAGUGAUAUUAAAUUUGACUUUUUGGAAGAAUUUAUAUUUGAACCAGUUAUGGCAUCCAGGGAUAGAACUCAAGAGUUUGUGUCUACAGUCCGUAGUCUUCAAGGACGGACUUUGGCUAGACCAGUAGUUAAAGAUGAAAGAAAAGCAGCUGUGCUAGCAACUUAUUCACAAUUUAUGAGCAUGGCAAAAGUCAUAAGCAAAAAUAUUACAAGUACUUAUGCUAAAUUAGAAAAGCUUGCAAUGUUGGCAAAAAAGAAGUCUUUAUUUGAUGAUCGGCCAAUGGAAAUACAUGAACUAACAUAUAUAAUUAAAGGUGAUUUAAAUUCACUUAAUCAGCAGAUUGCUAGAUUGGGUGAAAUGCCAAGAGGUCGUAAAAGUAUGCACAGUCAUUCAUCAAGUGUUGUUCUAGCUUUGCAAUCUAGGUUGGCAUCUAUGAGUAAUCAGUUUAAGCAGGUCUUGGAAGUUAGAUCAGAAAAUCUGAAACAUCAAAAUAAUAGACGAGAGCAAUUUUCAAGUACUGCUCCAGUGAUAAAAGAAGUACCAACAUUGUUGCAACCUGAUGAAAUCAGUAUAGAUUUAGGUGAAGGAUCUAGUUUGCAAACUCAGCAAUUAGCCUUAAGAGAUGAAACUGACACAUAUGUGCAACAAAGAGCUGAAACAAUGCAUAAUAUUGAAAGUACUAUUGUUGAACUAGGUGGCAUAUUUCAACAAUUGGCUCAUAUGGUCAAAGAACAAGAUGAAGCAAUAGGUAGAAUUGAUGCUAAUAUUCAGGAAGCUGAAAUGAAUGUAGAAGCAGGUCACAGGGAAAUUCUCAAGUACUUUCAGAAUAUCACUGGUAAUAGGGCACUUAUGUUUAAAAUAUUUGGUGUACUGAUAUUUUUCUUUAUAUUCUUUAUUAUUUUUAUGGCA
Messenger RNA from Brenthis ino (lesser marbled fritillary), 1761 nucleotides. The record is from the annotation of a GenBank genome assembly. NCBI's taxonomy places the organism in Eukaryota, Metazoa, Arthropoda, Insecta, Lepidoptera, Nymphalidae.